Schizophyllum commune H4-8 is the source of this 1023-nucleotide messenger RNA. RefSeq names its product Aldo/keto reductase. The coding region runs from base 1 to 993 and encodes 330 amino acids. Gene Ontology annotation, cellular component: cytosol. The record is from RefSeq and is a predicted model, not a curated record. NCBI's taxonomy places the organism in Eukaryota, Fungi, Basidiomycota, Agaricomycetes, Agaricales, Schizophyllaceae. The transcript is spliced from 8 exons.
AUGUCCCAGCCUCGAGUGCCUCUCGUUUGCGGCAUCCCCGUCGGCGCACCUGGUUCUGGCGUCCGCAUCACCGAUCUGGCUACCGGCCAGAAAUUCGUCGACAUUGCCGUUGGGCAUGGUGUCAUGGAUUUCGAUGUUGCCAACGGCUACUCCAAGGGGACUGCUGAGGAGGUAGCGCAAUUUCUCCACCACCGAUUUGUUGGCAAGUUGGACCUUAAGGGCGCUCUCAUCGACACAAAGGCAUCGGUAAAGGCGCCUGGGGCGCAUAGCGCAGAAAAUUUGAGGAAGGCUGCCUUGCAGUCUGUCGCUAAGCUCGCACCUCACAAGAUCAACGUCUACUACUUACACACGCCGGACCGUUCUGUGCCGUACGAAGAGACUUGUGAGGCCAUCAACCAACUUUACAAGGACGGCAUAAUUCAGGAAUUCGGUCUGAGCAACUAUCAUUCGUGGGAGGUCGCCGAGAUCUACUAUAUCUGCAAGGCCAAUGGUUGGCUCCUCCCAACUGUCUAUCAGGGGCGCUAUAAUGCCAUCCAACGCGAGGUUGAGGCCGAGCUGUUCCCAUGCCUCCGCAAGUUUGGCAUCCGGUUUUACGCCUAUAGCCCCCUUGCAGGCGGUCUCCUCAGUGGAAACUUUCUGACGGAAGAGGAUUUUGACAAGCGUCCGGGAUCUAGGUUUGACCCGAAAACGGCGGGACACGCCCAUUUUCUGCGUGGACUCGCGGCGCCUGUCUUACCUGUGAUUAGGGAGCUCGCGGAGAACCUUUCCAAGUACGAUACUCCGCUUCCGGAAGCGGCUACUCGAUGGCUGCAGCAUCAUAGCAUGCUCGACCCAGAGAAGGGCGACAGGGUCAUCAUUGGCGCGAGCUUGUUGGAGCAAUUGGAGACGAACUUGAAGACGAAUACGCUGGGCCCUUUGCCGGUAGAAGUGUUGCAGGUGGUCGAUGACGCGGGAAGCAAGGCAGUGGGGCGCAACAUACACUACGCCUUCUGAUCGCGGCGCUCAAGUAUUACAUCCUCUGAC